GAUUAACAGAGCUCACAAGCAUGGAUGUUAUCUUCAAGGAAGGGAAGCUGUACCUUCAAGGGGUCAAGUUUGGAAAGAAAACAUGGCGGAAAAUAUGGAUGGUGCUUUUGAAGCCCAGCUCCAUGGGCGUCGGGCGGUUGGAGAUCUCUAGUCUACUUGACAACAAUGCUGCUACUGACCAGAAGAAAGUCUCUUGGCCGAAAACGCCUGAAAGAAAAGUUGUGCGUCUGAGUGACUGCCUCAGUGUCGUCCCUGCUCCAAAGCAGUCUUGCCCCUCUGGGUGCACCGCCUUCUACCUAAACACCACUCAAUGCACCUUCACUCUGGCCUCCACAACAACCCAGGACUGGCUGAGUGCCCUCUGCCUUCUAGCCUUCCAGAAGGAUCCUGGGGAAUCAGACAAAGGGGCUUUCGAGAGAGGAAAUGACUUGACCAUGGCGGAUAAUGACCUUUACUCAUCUUGGAAAACUGAUCUGACCCUUCCUCCAAACCAGUACCAAGUGACAGUCCAGAGCACAGAGGCAUCCAGGAGGUGCAAGUUGUCCGGGGAGUAUCUGGUCUCCACAGAAAAAGACGCUGUGACUCUGCUGGCCAUCAAUACUGGUCACAUAUUCUAUCGCUGGCCGUACAGGCUCUUACGCAAAUACGGACAGGUUGAGGGUGGAUUUAGCAUUGAAGCCGGCCGGCGCUGUGAGUCAGGAGAGGGAGUGUUCAUCUUCCUGUCCAGGCACGGUCCCCAGAUCUUCCAGAAUAUAUCAAGGCAGUGCUCUGUGGAGAGGAUGUCCCCUUCUCAGCCAACCAGUGUCCACAGGAGAUCCUUUUGUGACUCUAAUCUCCCAACCACAACCAGCUGGCCCUCUGGUCACCAUGUCUACAGUCCUGCAGAUGUUUCUGCAGACACAGAGGAUGAGUCUGCCGACCACUACUCUACUAUAAAUGACACCCCCGUGCUAAAUGUAAAGCGGCUAUCUCUUGUCCAAACUCAUCUCUCUAACAGCAGGGAGGCUGUGGGAGAUGAAGAUGAGGAUGAGGCUGAUAGAUGUCAUUCCCUGGAGGCUGUAAACCUGGAUACUGUCAUGGAGGACAGCAUUUAUUACAACCUAAGGAGAGCCACACCUCCUAUAAUCAGACCUGAUGAGUUCAAACCUGCAGGGUUCUCAGAGUGCAUCUAUUCAGAUUUGAAAAUAGUUGAUUUUCCCCUAAAUCCCCAGCUGCAGCCCCUCUCGUCACCCCUACCUGAGUUUGUUCCCCAUCUUCGCCCCUCCACCCCGCCCAAGUCUGCUCCCAGCACCCCACCCAGGCCCCGAUACCAGCGCCAGCCCCCUGCGAAUAACUACAACCCGCCAGGGUACAAUACACAGGCACAGGCGGUGGAUGACAUGAAGGAGAUGGAGGAGGCCAUCAGCUCCUCUACCCAUGUUGGCCCCACAGAGGCCCCUGGCAGUUUUAAACACAGGCUGGCAGAAAUCAUUUCUAAGGACCUGGCAAAGUUCCAGCCACCUCUUCCCUCUGGAGUGGGCAGCCCCACAUUUUCUCAGUAGCCUAUUAGCUAACAGACAGACUAGGAGGAGCAGUUUUUAACCAUGAUAGACUGUCAUAAAGCAUAAUUAGUUUCUUUAUAUCUUUGAAAUCCCUUUAGCUGGAAACAUUUGGCAUCAGAUUUUGGCUUGUAGAUGUUUGUAUAUUUAUCUGUAACCUGAGAAAAGCAUCUGGAAUGCAUUUUAUUCUGUGGAUUAUCUUUGCAAUAACUAGAUUUGAGUAGUGUUGUUCUUUACUGCUGGAAUUUUAAAGAAGCUACAGUAUAUGUGCCGCAGUAUCUUUAAUGUGACAUAGCCGUGAGCUGAUAAGCUGAGGGAACACUUGUGGACUGUUUCAUUAUGGAAAUAGCUUUGGAAAAAAAAUGUUUCCUUGUUACCUCGGCAGUUACCGUAAUAUAUAUGGUAAUAUUUGAAUAUGCUCAAAAUACCCCCAUUAAAAAAAGGCAACCACUCUCUGCUGUCCGGAGUAAUCAUUAGCAAAUGUAAUUGUAAUCAUAAAUAAACUUAACAAAUUGCCAUUAUUACUACUACCGGUCCUAGUAUUACAGUGUGCUGCAGCUCUGCAUGUGAUUUAUGCCUGUGGUGUUGCUGCUCUCCAGCAGAAGCUGCUGUGGAAAGAUACAAUCAGUGUCAAAGACUGUGCUGUCUCUGUUUCGUCACUUUCAAAUGUAUUAAAAGAUGAAAAACUGGAGCGUAA
Molecule: messenger RNA, 2235 nt
Organism: Epinephelus lanceolatus (giant grouper)
Lineage: Eukaryota; Metazoa; Chordata; Actinopteri; Perciformes; Serranidae
Gene: dok3
Product: docking protein 3
Biological process (GO): cell surface receptor protein tyrosine kinase signaling pathway; positive regulation of MAPK cascade; Ras protein signal transduction
Cellular component (GO): cytoplasm
Source: RefSeq, a predicted model, not a curated record